AUGAUUGAGAACCGCCCGAAGGCCGGCGAAACCGAGGAGGACCUGCUGCGCCUGCAAGCCGAAUUUGCGCAAUCUCAAAAGAAAUGCUCCGUUCAAGUGAAUCGUGUCCAGCGAGGCGCAGAGAAGAAGCCAAGUAGAACUGCUGAUCCGCCAGCAGCUUCUCAGCCACCGCCACCUCCAUAUGCGCAACGCCUUGGCGCCGAGCGAAAUUUCACGGAGGGCGGCCGCUUUACGCUGAAUCUGGACACGGUUGCCGAGGAGCACUUCCAGCGUCAAGUGCUCUUCGGCGUCGAGGAGCGACACGCCGACAUCUUGACGGGCACCGACCCGUACCUCCGCUUUUCCACAGAAAUGGCGGCCGGAUACUCGAAGGAUGAUGGCUUUCCGGAGGUUCUGAAUCUGGCUCCAUACUACAACAAAAGCGGACCACGGCGUCCGCCAAUUGCUGGGCAGAGCUUCUUCGCCAGCGAAUUCGACCGUAUCCAUGGCAAAAUUCAAGAAUCCAUCUACAUCCCGGAUGAGGUGGCCUCAGAAGAGCAACCAUCAACCUCGGAACCUUUCGACGCCGAGAACCAGUCGCGCUUGGCGGCGAUGAGCCAGGAGGAGAUCAAGGCCUCGCUCAAGGAGAUUGAGGAGAAAUUGGACCCGAAGCUGAUCGAAUUUCUCCGCAGCCGCAGCAAAGCCAAGAGCAGCAACCAACGCGAGGCGAAAGAGGAAUCAAAACCAAAAAAAUCUCUAUUCAAGCAGCAGCGAGAAAAUUGCGUGCCGGAAGCGGAAGCGAAGAGCGAGCCACCAAUCGCGCCGAAGCUGUCCGACAUGAUCAAGCAGUUAGAAGUACUUGAGGAAUGGCGGGAGGACGAGAACUAUCAUCGCUUGGCGGCGGAUGCCGUCCAGCUGGACUUGCUGUCAAAGUGCGCCCAAAAGGUGUUGCCCCGCCAAGCUCAGCAGGCCACCCGCCUCUUCGACACGCUCAAACCGGCACCAGGAAGCGAAAAAGUUGACGAUCCCCUGCUCCACAUGGCCCAAAAUGAGCUCGAGAACAUCAAGGAGCUCUACCUGGAGGAAGUACGCGACGGAGACAAAUCGGUGCUGCAAUUCGCCAACGGGCUCAACCCGGUGGUCGACGGGGCUUGGAUGUUGCGACCGAUUCGAUCCGUGCUCGACGCGAUGCAGGCUGGCGAGAGAACAGCAACCCCGGAAGACGUGGAAAUCGUUCGUCUGGCGCUGUUGUGGACGCUGCUUCUCUUCAGUGAACGCCCGACGCUCUUCCAUACGAUGGUCGACCCGAACGAUUUGUACGUGCGGUUGAGCGAGACGUUUUUGAUAGGACCGGAAGUGUUCACGGAUAGCGUCAUCGACGAGAUUCUGGCCCGACUCUUCACCGGAUUUUUGCUGCCGUUGGCUGAGAAGGGACGACUGAUGUUGCGGCUGGAGAAACCGGUGGCCGGCCUUGAUGCUUUUAUGCCAUUCUACGAGGAGCUGCUGACGAGAUUCGACGACUUUUCGACAGGCCAUGUUGGAUUUACGAAGUACCUCCUUCUCGGCAGCUACGGUAACAACUCGCUCUCCGAUGCCAUACAAUGCCAAGUGGCCAUGUGGAGUAGUCGACGAAAAAUUGUGCGCCAGGCCACCGCCACGGCUACGGAAUUGGCUCAAAUCGUCAACCUGGUCAAAACGACACGCCCAUUCGUUGCCGACAGUUGCGAGGAUGAGUUCUACGUCCAGUACAGCAUGCUACUCUCGGAAUACGCUGGGGCUCUGCGCUCCGGUACCGUAACCCGCGAUCGGAAUGGGGGCGUCUUCCAGCUGGCGGCCACCGAGCUCGGCUCGUUUGUGACUCGGCAUACAAAUCGGUCUGCUGCGGACCCGAAACGCGUUCAAGAAUUCGACAUCCUCGUCACGGCAAUCCGAGAAGGCGUCAAGGAGGUGCUCAAUUUU
Messenger RNA from Mesorhabditis spiculigera, 1938 nucleotides. NCBI's taxonomy places the organism in Eukaryota, Metazoa, Nematoda, Chromadorea, Rhabditida, Rhabditidae. The record is from the annotation of a GenBank genome assembly.